Messenger RNA from Daphnia carinata, 3753 nucleotides. Its product is annotated as putative ankyrin repeat protein RF_0381. The record is from RefSeq and is a predicted model, not a curated record. NCBI's taxonomy places the organism in Eukaryota, Metazoa, Arthropoda, Branchiopoda, Diplostraca, Daphniidae. Gene Ontology annotation, molecular function: ATP binding; protein binding; protein kinase activity. Gene Ontology annotation, biological process: protein phosphorylation. Bases 1 to 3228 code for a protein of 1075 amino acids. The transcript has 4 exons.
AUGUCAUCGACUACUCCCGAUACUGUAGGUGAUAUCCAAUUCUAUCGCAAAGAGGAAUUGGGUAGCGGUGGCUUCGGUUCAGUUUAUCGUGGUACAUAUAAAGGUCAAAGUGUAGCAAUAAAAAAAAUUUGGAUAAGACAUGGAAUAUUGCAGGAAGUUGAACGUGAGUUAAAUAUUCUGCUGCAGUUAGACAACCAUCCCAAUGUAGUAAAACUUUUCUACUUCACAAAGGAUAAAGACUUCAAUUACUUUGCUUUGGAAUUGUGCGAUGCAUCACUGGAUCAGGUGUUCCUAAAUGGGAAAGAUAACCCGAAAUAUAAAGGACCUGCAUUACCAAAUAAUUUUGAGAUUUUCUCCCAAUUAGCCACUGGUCUCCAAUACAUUCAUUCGAAGAAACUAAUCCAUCGGGACAUUAAACCGGAAAACAUCCUCAUAUCAGUGAAACAUACUGAUAAAGGUAAAAACAUAAAGAUCAAGUGGGCUGACUUUGGAUUGUCACGAGAAGUGAGUGAAAGGGGAACAUUCAUAAUGAGUGCAGUCAGAGGGACUCUACUUUGGUUCUCUCCUGAAGAGAUGGAAAAUAUAGGCAGAGACCUACGUAAUGAGAAAACUAAAGGCUCCUACACAAGCGACGUUUACGCAUUAGGCCUCGUCUUUGGUUAUAUUCUCCUAAAAGGAAGACAUAUCUACGGUGAAAGUCAAUGUGCUAUUGCUGCGAACAUGGAGCAGAACAAUCCAGUCAAUAUGAGUGAAAUUCACAAGAAGCAUUUCGCCCGUAACUUAUUUGAACAAAUGCUGAUCAAGAAACCCGAUGAAAGAAUUACAUGCGAAAAAGUUGUUAUUCAACUUCAAACCAUAAAAAUCAAACUUACCGAAGAAGAAGAAAAACUGCUUCGGUUGUGUGCACAACCUCGAACACCAGAUAAUAACAUAUUACCUUGGCCAUUCGCAAAUUCAAAACGUAUUAGAAAUGACAUCAAAUUUUUAAUGCAAUUUGGCAUCGACAUAAACGCAAAGGACAACAAUGGAAGUAAUGCGCUUCAUCUUUUGUGUAGAUAUAAUUCAAGCCAACAUUUAAUCGAUGAGAUUAAACUCUUGAUCGAACUCGGCAUCGACAAGGACGCAAAGGAGAAGGAUGGAUGGAAUGCGCUUCUUUUUUUGUGUUGUAACAAUUCAAGCCUACACUUAACCGAUGCGAUUAAACUCUUGAUCGAACUCGGCAUCGACAAGGACGCAAAGAACAACAAUGGAUCCAAUGCACUUCAUCUUUUGUGUUCUAACAAUUCAAGCCCACACUUAAUCGAUGCGAUUAAACUCUUGAUCGAACUCGGCAUCGACAAAACCGCAAUAACUAAGGCUGGAUCGAAUGCGCUUCAUCUUUUGUGUCGAUGCAGUUCAAGCCCACACUUAAUCGAUGCGAUUAAACUCUUGAUCGAACUCGGCAUCGACAAGGACGCAAAAAUCAACGCUGGAUGGAAUGCGCUUCAUCUUUUGUGUUCUAACAAUUCAAGCCCACACUUAAUCGAUGUGAUUAAACUCUUGAUCGAACUCGGCAUCGACAAAAACGCAAAAACCAACGAUGGAAUCAAUGCGCUUCAUCUUUUGUGUUCUAACAAUUCAAGUCCACAUUUAAUCGAUGCGAUUAAACUCUUGAUCGAACUCGGCAUCGACAAAAACGCAAAAACCAACGAUGGAUGGAAUGCGCUUCAUCCUUUGUGUUCUAAAAAUUCAAGCCCACACUUAAUCGAUGCGAUUAAACUCUUGAUCGAACUCGGCAUCGACAAAAACGCAAAAACCAACGAUGGAAUGAAUGCGCUUCAUCUUUUGUGUUCUAACAAUUCAAGCCCACACUUAAUCGAUGCGAUUAAACUCUUGAUCGAACUCGGCAUCGACAAGGACGCAAAAAUCAACGCUGGAUGGAAUGCGCUUCAUCUUUUGUGUUCUAACAAUUCAAGCCCACACUUAAUCGAUGCGAUUAAACUCUUGAUCGAACUCGGCAUCGACAAGGACGCAAAAAUCAACGCUGGAUGGAAUGCGCUUCAUCUUUUGUGUUCUAACAAUUCAAGCCCACACUUAAUCGAUGUGAUUAAACUCUUGAUCGAACUCGGCAUCGACAAAAACGCAAAAACCAACGAUGGAAUCAAUGCGCUUCAUCUUUUGUGUUCUAACAAUUCAAGUCCACAUUUAAUCGAUGCGAUUAAACUCUUGAUCGAACUCGGCAUCGACAAAAACGCAAAAACCAACGAUGGAUGGAAUGCGCUUCAUCUUUUGUGUUCUAAAAAUUCAAGCCCACACUUAAUCGAUGCGAUUAAACUCUUGAUCGAACUCGGCAUCGACAAAACCGCAAUAAUUAAGGCUGGAUCGAAUGCGCUUCAUCUUUUGUGUCGAUACAGUUCAAGCCCACACUUAAUCGAUGCGAUUAAACUCUUGAUCGAACUCGGCAUCGACAAAAACGCAAAAACCAACGAUGGAAUGAAUGCGCUUCAUCUUUUGUGUUCUAACAAUUCAAGCCCACACUUAAUCGAUGCGAUUAAACUCUUGAUCGAACUCGGCAUCGACAAGGACGCAAAAAUCAACGCUGGAUGGAAUGCGCUUCAUGGUUUGUGUUCUAACAAUUCAAGCCUACACUUAACCGAUGCGAUUAAACUCUUGAUCGAACUCGGCAUCGACAAGGACGCAAAGGAGGACAAGGGAUGGAAUGCGCUUCAUCUUUUGUGUUCUAACAAUUCAAGCCCACACUUAAUCGAUGCGAUUAAACUCUUGAUCGAACUCGGCAUCGACAAGGACGCAAAAAUCAACGCUGGAUGGAAUGCGCUUCAUCUUUUGUGUUCUAACAAUUCAAGCCCACACUUAAUCGAUGCGAUUAAACUCUUGAUCGAACUCGGCAUCGACAAAAACGCAAAAACCAACGAUGGAAUGAAUGCGCUUCAUCUUUUGUGUUCUAACAAUUCAAGUCCACAUUUAAUCGAUGCGAUUAAACUCUUGAUCGAACUCGGCAUCGACAAAAACGCAAUAACUAAGGCUGGAUCGAAUGCGCUUCAUCUUUUGUGUCUAUACAAUUCAAGCCCACACAUAAUUGAUGCUAUUAAACUCUUGAUCAAACUCGGCAUUUACAAGGACGCAAAGGAUAACGGUGGAUCAGAUGCACUCGAUUUGAGCCGGCGCAAUCCAAAUCUUACAAAGUGCAACGUAGACGAAAUCCUUAAACCGGAUGAGGUGCAAUUAUAACGAUAUUAAAGCUUUUCGCAAGAUAAACAGGCAAAAAAAGGCUGCGUUGCAACAGACGAGACUCUCGGCAAAAUACGGUUUAUAAUAGUUAGAAUAGACAGUGCGACGCACCACAUCAGCUGGAGUAUGCAGAAAACGAACCUUGUAACACAAGUGAAUAAAAGAGUUUGAGGAAACGUAACGAAACUUGUCUGCGAAAAAACAAUCUACGUUUUCUGGGCCAACUGCAAAACGAACGACCACACGUCCGCUAACACAACUCUGCUAUCGUUGGAAAACUCACUUUAGGAGAAACAUGAGGCAUCAGUCGAGUAAUUGUGUGCUAACUAUACGGGAAUAAAGGGCGACCCAGUUCUACAUCAACAGCACAAAGUCAAACGGUAUGCAAUGGCGGCAUCCUGAAAUCGACUCAACUUUGUCGUUAAUCCAUUUACUUAAUUUACUUUCACCUAAAAUAUUUGUUUGUCAAAUUCCGAGGAAAUCACAUACCAAUCAAAACAGUUAAUUCGAUCCUCCACACAAUCU